CUCUUUAAUCUCACCUUCCUCCUAAGUUCCUAAAAAUAAAAUUCCAAGAUUCCACAAUAAAUAACCAUUUCACAUUCCAAUGUUUAUUAUAUCCAAGACCAAGAAUCCUCCGCCCAUUUCCACAUAAAGAAUCAAGAACACAAAUAUGGUUUUCACCUCUCAAUCUGAGCUUCCAUUUAAUGAGAAUGACUCACAAGACAUGGUCGUUUACCAAAUGAUAAAUGAAUCCAUUUCCUUCAAUACCUCUAAUAUGCUACCAAGAAACCAGAUUAACACAUCAAACAGGUUCCAACUGCAACCAACCAAGACCGUGGCCAAGAAACACUACAGAGGCGUCAGGCGUCGGCCGUGGGGCAAAUUUGCGGCGGAAAUUCGCGAUUCAACUCGACACGGUGCUCGUGUAUGGCUAGGCACGUUCCAGACGGCGGAGGAGGCUGCUUUGGCCUAUGAUAGGGCGGCUUUUAGAAUGCGCGGUUCCAAGGCGCUCCUUAAUUUUCCAGCUGAAGUGGUGGCUGCAGCUGCUGCAACAAACAAUAGUCCGCAAAAGUUUAAGCCGAAUUCGGAAAAUAGCGGCGGCUCAAGCAAUGUUUCCCAAUCGGAAUCGGAGAGUAGUACUGUAACGGAGGAGUCACGGGAUGUGGGGCCACUGGCCAGAACCAGAUUAUUUGGACAAGUUGCUUAGAGUCUGUCAGAGGGAUUGGUUGUUGUAAUAUUUAAAUUUAAUCUACACAUGGAAAACGUUAUAUUAGAGCUUCCCACAUGUUAAUUUUUGUUCUUUGUUUUAUGUUACCUAAUUUUUGUUUUUGUUCCAGUUAGAUAUAAUCUUUUUUGCAAAAAUACAUAAGGAAGACGGUUAGGUUA
This is a messenger RNA of Jatropha curcas, 861 nucleotides long. Its product is annotated as pathogenesis-related genes transcriptional activator PTI5. The record is from RefSeq and is a predicted model, not a curated record. Gene Ontology annotation, molecular function: DNA binding; DNA-binding transcription factor activity. Lineage: Eukaryota; Viridiplantae; Streptophyta; Magnoliopsida; Malpighiales; Euphorbiaceae. Gene Ontology annotation, biological process: ethylene-activated signaling pathway; regulation of DNA-templated transcription.